This is a messenger RNA of Micropterus dolomieu (smallmouth bass), 2815 nucleotides long. RefSeq names its product ribosomal protein S6 kinase-like 1 (gene rps6kl1). The record is from RefSeq and is a predicted model, not a curated record. Gene Ontology annotation, biological process: protein phosphorylation. Gene Ontology annotation, molecular function: protein kinase activity; ATP binding. Lineage: Eukaryota; Metazoa; Chordata; Actinopteri; Centrarchiformes; Centrarchidae. The transcript has 12 exons. Bases 238 to 2574 code for a protein of 778 amino acids.
CGGGCAGCUGCUGCUGCUGCUGCUGAUGAUGAUGAUGCUGCUGCAGGGGUGGAGGGUCCGGGGCAUGCUCGUAUCACAUCAGAUGAUCAUGCUCUGCUGCAAAGACCUGGGCCUUGAAGUCACUGGGGGCAGAAACACACCGAGCCCAGUGACAACAGAAAGAGAUGUGUUCUGCUAUUGAUAAGACGAGGGAACAAAGGCCCAUCUGCUCCUUGACGGUUUCAGAACAAGGCAGUGAUGGCAAAAAGAGAUUACCUGGUGGAGGCAGCCAAGCAGAUCCGCAUGGCACUGGACAGUGAGGUCAAUGAGGACUAUGAGGCAGCUUUCAGCUACUAUAAGAAUGGGGUGGACUUACUGCUAAAUGGAGUUCAGUUGGACCCAAACAAAGAUCGUCGCGAGGCAGUGAAGAGGAAGACAACCCAGUAUCUGAAGAGAGCUGAAGAAAUCUUCAUAACACAUCUACAGGACAACCUUGGCAAGGGAAGCUCUUAUUUAGGGGGUUACAGCAGUCUGAGAUUCCGUCCAAUCAGACACUUGAGCUCGCCCGUGGAGGACCUGGAGAUGUGCAAAGUGGUGGGAGUGGCUGAUAAGGUCCUGAUUGUCCAAAGUAUGGUCAAUAAGGAGACAUUUGUUGUAAAGAGUCUGGUCAAGUCGAGCUGGGAGAGCAGGGACAAGCCAACCAUCAUUCCACAGGGGGUGCCAUACAUGGUUAAGCUGCUAAGAUAUUACGUCAGUGAGGAUGCUGUGUACCUGCAUCUUGAGCAUGUCAAAGGUGGGAGGCUCUUCUCCAAGCUACACAAGUUGAGGAAGGAGAAGGCCAAGGAACACCCAGAAUGCUUCACGUCUGGCCAGCACAGCAUCAAGCUGAAGACCAGCUACACCUCGCCCACAAUCAGCACAGACUACCAGCACAACAGCAGAGGGAGCACGGGAGUGAUACCAGAGAAAUUAAGCGAUGAGAGCCCAGAUACAGACUUCCCCACUUCAUGGGAUGAGACUCAACAGCGACUGGAGAGCUGCGGGACUCACUCCUACAUCGAGGAGACGGGUUGUCUGCAGAACACACGCUCUGCGGCAGCGUUUUAUACCAAACUCGAUCAGCUAACUCUGCAUUCGGGCCCGACGAGGACACAGGUCCACACCCGCAUCCACCCACCAGCUCCUAGUUUGUGUUUGCACUCCAGUGAAACUCAGGAACAUCCCGCUCUUCCUCUCUCAUGUGCUCGUGUCAGUCAAGCUCUCGAUGUCAUGUCAGAACUCCAUAAAAAGGAAGCUGGAAUGGGACUGACAGAGACUAGCUCCGAGUUUGAAGUUGCUUGGAAAGCUGCCGAUCUAGCACACAACAGUGAGAAAAAAAAACCCUAUGCAGUGACUGACAGUCAUUCACAUAGCACACUAGGACAAACUGCACCUCAUACAAAUCAGACCUCAUUUAUAAAAGCAGGAUCACUAAACAGUGAAAAUAAUGGUUUGAGUUCGUCCCCUGCCAUUUUGCAUCUUCCUCUCCAUUGCCAAACCCAGAUUCGUUGCAGGGCAUCAUGGGAUACCAAUGGCUGUCACCAAGGACCUGUUUUGAGUGGUAACUCUGCGGAUAUGGUUACAGACCCAAAGCAGGACGGCAGCAGUCCCACCACUGAGGAAAGAAAUGGUAUGGUAGUCAUCAGGAGCACAGACAGAGCAGUUAUAUCUGACCACACAGACUCAAGGAUCACCUCAGAAAGCUCCUGGCCUUCCUCUGCUUCCCUCUGCCACAGCAUUGCAGGACAACAGGGGACAUUUUCACAGAUGAAGUACAAAGGGAAACACAGUGAGCCAAGAGAGUGUGUAGAGGAGGCCUGUGAAUUAAGUCCUAGAGAGAAGGUGGCACCUGCAAAAGAGCGACCAUUUGUGGGCUGGUUCUCCUCCAGCCCUCCAGCCCAGGAGGGCAGGAGAAGAGAGGACAUGGAUGCUUUCUGUGAAUCAGAGGGGGGGGGGGAUGACCAGAUCAUAGAGGUGGAUGGCUGGUGCCACCUGCCUCGGUUCCCUGUCAAGUCCACUGGGACUACAGAUAAGGCAUUGCAGACCUGCUGGGGGCUUCCGGAAGCAGAGGUGCGUGUCUGGGGGGCUCAGAUCCUGCUGGCCCUGGAGAGUCUGCAUCAGCAAGGCAUCCUGUGUCGGGACCUUAACCCUAGAAACGUUCUGCUCACCAGCAACGGAAAGGUGCUGUUGACAUUUUUCGGCCAGUGGAGUGAGGUUCAGUCAGAGAUCUGCUCCAAAGCCAUGGAACAGAUGUACUGCGCUCCAGAAAUCGGUGGGGUGUCCAGGGUUACAGAGGCUUGUGAUUGGUGGAGUCUUGGGUCUUUGCUGUUUGAACUUCUAACCGGGAUGCCACUUUGGCAGCUCCACCCAGCAGGAAUCCACUCCCACACCCAGCUGUUCAUCCCCGACCACCUGAGCACUGCAGCUGCAUCUCUACUCACUGAGUUGCUUCAGUUUGAUGCUGGCUAUCGCUUGGGUUCUGGAGGUGGAGGUGUGAGUGACAUCAAGUGUCAUCCCUUCUUUACCGGUGUCUCCUGGAAAGCUUUGAGCUGCUAGCAGGUGCAGCUGCUGCCCCUCUAAUCCCUCUGUCCUGCAUUGGAAGUGAAGUUGAACACUCACCUGAAUCCAAGAAUCCUCCUGUGGCCAAAAUGGAUGCCGCACCAGAUUCUGGUUCCUUUGCAUUUUAUGCUCCCCAAAGAAAAUAACAUAAUAAACACUGAAAAUUGAACAAAACUGGCAAACCUUGUCCCUUCCAAAACAUGAAACAAAUGGAUUUAUUAUUUUACAAAUGUUUGGA